UCCUUGUGUCUCUUGCGUAUCGCCGCGAUGCGAGGGAGUUCUCGAAGGCGGUCGUUAGUCGAUCUUUAGUUUCGAGUAAGCAUCCGUUCGAGACAGAGGACCUCCGAUCCGGCUCGACUGGGCAACCCCUUCACGUUCCCAUCGUUCGAGCGCCAACAACUUUUUCCAUUUUCUUCACGUUCCCGUUUCUGGGACACAUUUUCGAGACCGGCCCUUUUCACACCCUUGUUCGUGCGCGAUUAAAACGCGAUCGAGUCGUUGGUCACGAUCAUCGCGAUCGUACGACGUGCUUCGAUACGUCGGGCAAGUCAAAGUACAGGAAACUAGCGUGCAAUUUAGUGGUCGACGUUUGCACUUUGAUCGUUUGCCAGUUAUCAAACUGGACGAGAACGUUGGUCCACGCGAGACGAUUUAAACGAUAAAAUUGUGUCGGUUGUCAUGUGAUUCUGUGAACGUGAGUGUUGCAGAACGGCAGUGUCGCGUAUUGAAAUCGCACGAUACCCAAUGGCUGCUUUGACAUGGUGGCUCUCAACAAUUUCGCGUUCGACGAUGGAUCAUGAAAAACCGCGAACUUGAUCGCCGUAGGUGAAAUUCGAGCGAGUCGCGUUGACAGAGGGUGGUGUAACUCGGCUUUCUCGUCCAUUUUGGUUCCGGAACGAACGAUGGAGCGGCGACCGCGAGUACCGCGAAGAAGGGGCCUUUCCUCCGCAGAAGUCAGGCCAGAGGAAUUAUCAGCGGUCGUGUCCGCGGAACAAUCAGAAGUAGUAACGGUCAGGCUGUCGUUGCCUGUCAACAACACGGGGAACGCGGGAAUCACGGGAUGCAAAGAUCGGCCUCACAUCUGUGGAAAAGAGGCGGCCUGCCGUAGCUACCAAAACGAUACCUCCAAGUGCGUUUGCCCGCACGAUCUCUCCUCGCCCACGUUGGACUUGAAAUGUCCGAAUCGCCUUACAGUUCCCUUGACGCCCCGGCCUAUACCCAACAUAAUACCUCCCAGUGGUAACGCUACCAGCAACGGUACCACCGCUCUUCCGGAAGCCGAACAGGUGGAGCGGGUCAGACAGAGGGUACCCGAAAUAGUAGGGAUUGCCAUAGCCUUCGUAGCUGUAUUAGCGAUAUUAUUCGGUAUAGUGUACUGCGUGAGGAAACGGAGUUACAACGUGAAAUCAUCAUCGAGGAACUCCCUGGAUGGAACGCCGAUGAAUUUGAAGAAAGGAUUGCUGUUAGCGAACAAGUACACGCCUAAUCCACAGUAUUUCAGUUGUGCCUCGCCGGAAGUGCCGAUCUUGCAACGCGAAUCUCUUUUGUUCCUGCAAGACAUUGGCGAAGGAUGUUUUGGAAAAGUGUACAAAGGAGAAUCCUGUACCGGGGACUCGAAAGAGAUCGUCGCGAUAAAAGUGCUGAAGGACAGCGCGUCGCGCGAAGCCGAGGAGGAUUUUAUGCGAGAGGUGGACAUUAUGUCGACGUUUCGGCACAGCAAUAUCCUGACGCUGAAAGGAGUAGUCCUGCGGGAAGGUAACAAUAGCCCGUGGAUGGUCUUCGAGUACAUGCCUCUCGGCGAUUUGGCAGAAGUGUUGCGAUCAAAUUCGAGAGCGCUCAGGUCGACGAAGCCCGGGUUGCAACCCUUGACUCAGGAAUCUCUGCAUUGGAUAACGAUACAAAUUGCAGCUGGUAUGACUUAUCUCUCGGGUCAAAGGUUCGUCCAUCGAGAUUUGGCGUGCAGGAAUUGCCUGGUCGGUUUCGAUCUCGUGGUCAAGAUCGCAGACUUUGGAAUGUCGCGGGACGUGUACACCUGCGAUUAUUACAAAAUAGGAGGUUCCCGACUUUUACCCGUGCGUUGGAUGUCGCCGGAAAGCGUGAUGUACGGUCGAUUUACAUUGGAAAGCGACGUGUGGAGCUUCGGCGUCGUUUUAUGGGAAGUGUACUCGUUCGGCAAGCAACCAUAUUAUGGGCACAACAACGAAGAGGUAGUAAAAUUAAUUUUCCAAGGGAUAAUGUUGAUUCCUCCGGAAGAGUGUCCACCUUUCGUAUGUCAGCUAAUGCGGGAAUGCUGGAAGACGGACCCUAAGGACAGGAUCAAGUUUCCGGAGAUAUUGGAGAGCCUCGAAAGGGCUAAAUCCGUUGAACAGGACACCUUGCCUAGGCCACCCCAGGGCCCGGUCACUGUCCGUACACCGGACGUAUUAGAUCCAGACGGUUAUUUAUUGCCUGCCCCGGCUAAACCGCGCGAAUACUUGCAAACUUUACCCUGGCCCUGUCCUGAUUGAUACCUACUAACAAUCUCGUAAGAUGCACACAUCGUCAUCGACAUCGUCACUGAUUUCUGGAAUCUGGAUCGACGUCAAUUUAGAACCAGGAAAGAGAAUCAGGAACUCUUUGUGGGUUAUAUAGCUUGAUAAAAGCAGCAGGUAAUAAUGGUUCCUCUUCCAUCUACAUAUCUUUUACGACAUCAAGCGUCCGGCGUUCAGAUCGAAAGACUGAUACAAAUCGAUCUUGAAUUUAUUCUUAAAUAGACCAGGCUUCCUUACAUAUAUAGAUUAAUCGCGUGGAAGUCUUCGUCAACGACGAGAUAUUGGAAAUCGAAAGAACGUCGAUAAAAGAUUCGUCGAGCUAAUUAUAAUCGAGGUUGUUACAUAAUAUGUAUAGUUAUCAUAGUAAUAAUUCGGAGAAACAUCAGAGAAGCGGCGGCGGCGACGGCGGCGGCUGCGAGAGUUUGUGAGCCGUAACUACGGUUCACUGCCCUGCAGUAAGUAGUAUUAAUAUUUUGUAAUUCUUAGGGGAACCUACCGAGCGUACUCCAAUUAAUUUAUUACCGUAAUUAUAAUCGACGAUUCCUAUACGACGUUGUAAGAGACAUUGAAUCUUGUACGUAAUCUAGUGCAAAUACACGUUACUCGGCGUUCUCAUUAAACGCCUA
This is a messenger RNA of Ceratina calcarata, 2917 nucleotides long. Its product is annotated as tyrosine-protein kinase transmembrane receptor Ror. The transcript is spliced from 9 exons. NCBI's taxonomy places the organism in Eukaryota, Metazoa, Arthropoda, Insecta, Hymenoptera, Apidae. Gene Ontology annotation, cellular component: plasma membrane; signaling receptor complex; axon. The record is from RefSeq and is a predicted model, not a curated record. Gene Ontology annotation, biological process: cell surface receptor protein tyrosine kinase signaling pathway; protein phosphorylation; positive regulation of phosphatidylinositol 3-kinase/protein kinase B signal transduction. Gene Ontology annotation, molecular function: neurotrophin binding; ATP binding; transmembrane receptor protein tyrosine kinase activity. Bases 663 to 2267 code for a protein of 534 amino acids.